This is a messenger RNA of Aricia agestis (brown argus), 4229 nucleotides long. It is a transcript of the gene aralar1, whose product is annotated as calcium-binding mitochondrial carrier protein Aralar1. Gene Ontology annotation, molecular function: calcium ion binding; L-aspartate transmembrane transporter activity; L-glutamate transmembrane transporter activity. The transcript is spliced from 15 exons. Lineage: Eukaryota; Metazoa; Arthropoda; Insecta; Lepidoptera; Lycaenidae. The coding region runs from base 487 to 2289 and encodes 600 amino acids. The record is from RefSeq and is a predicted model, not a curated record. Gene Ontology annotation, biological process: L-glutamate transmembrane transport; malate-aspartate shuttle; aspartate transmembrane transport.
CCUGUCUCAUAUUCCAAAAACAAAGUUGCAAAAAUUUCUACCUACUUUGCGAAUUGCGAUUUGCGAAGUGCGAACGGAACGCAACUCAGUGGUGGAUCAUGAGCAUCGUGCGUGGAUAUCUAAAAUAGAAUUGUGUAUUUUGUUAUAUAUUGUGACGUAAUAUCAACGCAGACUAACUUUACACACUAAAGCAAAACAUUACAGCAUUUGCACGAAACGUUUGUGUAGUGACAAAAAACACUGUAAUGUUUAAGUUCUUGUCCAAUUUUCUGAUCACUCAGGCCAGUUGUCAAGAGGUGGGGGGCUGGUUAUUUGAAACGGGCCGACACAGAUCGCCUGCUUGAAAUAUUUUUAAAAUAUGCAACAGUAGAUAAAAAUGGUGAAAAAUUCAUCACUAGUGAAGACUUCGUACGGAAAUUCCUUGGAUUGUUUGACGAAGAUGACUACAACAAAGAGUCUGUCCAGCUCAUCGCUGGAAUCGUGGAUAUGGACAAGGACGGGUACAUAUCGUUCUCCGAGUUCCAGGCAUUCGAGGGUCUGCUGUGUGUCCCGGAUGCCCUGUACAAGACCGCCUUCCAGCUGUUCGAUACCAACGGGAAUGGACUUGUCGCCUUUGAUGAGUUUGCGGAGGUCAUGCAAAAGACGGCGCUAUACAAGAAGUUGCCUUUCAACAUGGAAAGCACAUUUAUACGGCUAUACUUCGGCAAGGAUAAGAAACGGCUAGUGACUUAUCCGGAGUUCAGCCAGUUUCUUCAUGACUUCCACGAGGAAUACGGAGUGGAGGCUUUCAAGAAGUGUGACAAGAAUGGCACGGGGUUCAUUACUGUCGCUGACUUUAGGGACAUCAUGAUUACGGUGAAGAACCAUCUCCUCACUAAGGACCUGAAGAAUAAGGUUAUUAAUUCGUCCGGUUUCCCACAAGGGGAGAGGAAGAUAAGCUUCCCGUACUACAUGGCCUUCAACUCCCUCCUCAAUAACAUGGAACUCAUCAAGCGAGUAUACCUCAACGCCACCAACGGCCACCGCACUCAGGAGGUGACCAAGGAAGAGUUCCUGCACUCCGCACAGAUGAUGAGCCAGAUCACACCGCUGGAGGUGGACAUACUGUUCACUCUAUGUGAUAUGAUACAUCAGACUAAUGGUCGGAUAGUAUACAACGAUUUGAAUGCGAUCACCCCCGAGCAAUACUUCAAGCAAGUAACCCGACGAGUCGCCGAAAUCAAGGCAGUCUCGAGUCCAGAGGAGAGGAGCAUACUCAUACAAAUAUUGGAGAGCACCUACAGAUUCACACUGGGAUCUAUUGCUGGCGCCGUCGGCGCGUCAGCGGUGUACCCUAUCGACUUGGUGAAGACCAGAAUGCAGAAUCAAAGAACUGGCUCCUUUAUCGGGGAGGUGGCGUAUAGGAACUCCUGGGAUUGCUUCAAGAAGGUCAUAAGACACGAGGGUAUCUUCGGCCUGUACAGAGGUCUGGUGCCUCAACUCAUUGGAGUGGCCCCGGAGAAGGCUAUUAAAUUGACGAUGAACGACUUCGUUCGCGACAAGUUUAUGGACAAGAAAGGAAAUAUAAGCAUUUACGCUGAAGUGCUGGCUGGCGGUUGUGCCGGCGCUUCGCAAGUGGUGUUCACGAAUCCACUCGAAAUAGUCAAGAUCCGUCUUCAAGUGGCGGGUGAGAUUGCGGGAGGCAGCAAAGUCCGAGCGUGGACAGUCGUCAAAGACCUGGGACUCUUCGGCCUGUACAAGGGGGCGAAGGCCUGCCUGCUCCGAGAUGUGCCCUUCAGUGCUAUAUACUUCCCCGUGUAUGCGCAUACUAAGGCAAAAUUCGCGGACGAGAACGGCUACAACAGUCCGCUGACGCUGCUCGCUGCGGGCGCCAUCGCGGGCGUGCCCGCCGCCUCGCUCGUCACGCCCGCUGACGUCAUCAAGACGCGUCUACAGGUGGUAGCUAGAUCUGGACAGACAACGUAUAAUGGAGUAAUUGAUGCAACGAGAAAAAUAUACGCAGAGGAGGGCGCUAGAGCAUUCUGGAAGGGAGCCAUAGCCCGUGUGUUCCGCUCGUCGCCCCAGUUCGCCGUGACGCUCGUCACGUACGAGAUAUUGCAGCGUCUCUUCUUCGUCGACUUCGGAGGAUCUCGUCCAACGGGCUCCGAGCAGCACGUAACAUCAUCAGUGGAGGAGUCGACGCGGCGGCCGCACCACAUCGGCGGGUACCAAGUAGCCACGCCAGUACUCACCGGACUAGAGACCAAGUUCGGCAUAUCCCUCCCGCGCUUCUCUUACCGCCAGCAGUAGAUAUCGAUACCUACAAGUCGUGUUGUUAUCGAUAUUCCAUCGUUAUGUAGUUAUCGAUAUUCGGUAACAGAAUAUCGAACGUUAUCCAGCAGUUGUGUAGUUAUCGAUAUUCCAUCGUUAUGUAGAUAUCGAUAUUCCGUGGUUAUGUAGUUGAAUAUCGAUAGCCAGGAGUCGAUAUGUAGCUAUCGAUAUUCGGUAACAGAAUAUCGAACGUUAUCCACAAGUUGUGUAGUUAUCGAUAUUCGGUAACGAUGUGUAGAAUAUCGAUAGCCAGGCGUUGAUGUGUAGUUAUCGAUAUUCGGUAACAUCGAUCGAGGUGGAGACAUGGCGUAGAUAUUCUAUACAUAGUAGCAAUAAUUGUAACUAUGAACAGUGAUCGAGGAGAUUGUCCUUGAGAUAUUCUUAUAUCUACGGUGCUUUGUUUGCUGUACAAAAUACUGACGAAUCGAUCACCUUUUGAUAUUCGAUAUUUUACUUCAAUUCAAGUAUCGAUAACUACGUAUGUAAAUGCUUGUAACGCGGAGUAUUGAUAAUUUCUUACACCAAACAAAUCGAGUUUAGAUAGGUAUCGAGAUUCUGUUGCACAGUAGAUAGAUCGUGCUUGAUUUUAAUUCAAAUGCGGCAUACUGUGAUCAAUUUGCCAACAUCUAUUGAAAUAUUCAAAUACAUAGUUAUUCGAUUGUAAAUAUUGAUUUACAAGAAAGGAAUAGAAGUUAAGAUCUUGUGAGAAGAUAAAAGGAGAAUGGUAGAUCAAGCGAAUCUGAUGAAUCAAUUUUCUCAUAUUAGACAAAUUAUCACUGCCUUGGCGAGAGUGCAGUAAUUCUAAACGACUUUACUUUUAUCAAUGAAUAUCCUAUUUUUUGGUUACCUUUUUUGUCAAAAGUUUUUUCUGAGGUUUUCCAACAAUAUUUUAUUCUUCUUAAUAGAAAGAAGUUUUUCUAAAAAGAAAUAGCUUAAUUUGAAAUGAAAAUGUUGAUUUUACUUUUGUCUUAGAACAAACUGUUUACUUGCUAUUUAGGAUAAGACAUUGACAAAAGUAUAGCAAAUCAGGAGUCAUCGUAAACGUAUCAAUAAUACUAAAAUUAAAGUUAUCAAAAUUAACGUUUAAGAAAAAAACUCGUGUAUAAAGUUGUUUUGAUUUUGUUAAAAAUAUAGGUCGUUAACAGUGUGAUGUUAUACACGCGGUAUUUUUGAUAACUUAGAUCUUGUUGAGAAAGACUCGUUUUGCCACGAAAGUCAAACAAAAUUUUCAUGUUUUGGAAUCCAUAAGAUAUAUGCCAAUAAUUGAAAUCUUUUAAAAAAUGGCAACAAAAAACAUAGAAAAAUAUGCAAUGACUCUUUCUUAAUAAGGUCUUAAAUUGAUAUAAUUAUUAUUAUUAAUUAUUAAAUAUUAAUAAAUAGAUAGAAAUAAAUCAAAAAACAUUUCACACGUAUAGUCCAUUGCACCUCGCAGCAUUUUAUUUUUUAUCUCAAGCUUUUAUCUGAAAACAUUUAUAAUUUAUAUACAACCUUAAUAUGUUAUUAAUUUUAAAGGGUUUUUUUCUGUGUACAUUGUGAUGAUCGUGUAUUCAAAAAGUUAAUAAUUUCCUCGGAAGGCCUAACUAUUUGCGUACAAAUGGUAAAGUAAAAAGUUGUAGAAUUUUUCAAGUUCUUGCUUAUGCUUUUAAAUUAUUUUUUCGCAGAUGAUACAUAGAUUUGAGCAUUUUUGUGUGAAAUUUUCGCUUUUAGCAGCUCAAUACAGCACGAGGUUUUAAAAUACUUUAUUAUUAAAAUUCACUAUAAACGCUUUUAUUUAAGAUUUAAUUAAAUGCUCGAAUCUGUUACCGUCUUAAAUCGAAAUGGUCCUCUCGUCUCAUAUCAAGUUAGCUUUGGCAGAAACUGUGAAUUUACACUGUACAAACUUAGUGAAUUGUUGAAAUAUAAGCAGUAUACAAACGAGA